AUGGAGCCGUCAGUGCGGGAGAGCGUCUCGCGCAUUCCGCUGUUGAAGACGAAGGCGGGCCCACGUGAUGGUGACAAGUGGACAGCGCGGCUUAAAGAGGAGUACGCCUCCCUAAUCGCCUAUGUCGAGAACAACAAGGCGAGCGACUCGCACUGGUUUCAGCUGGAGAGCAACCCGCAAGGGACACGCUGGUACGGCACCUGCUGGACCUACUAUAAGAACGAAAAGUACGAGUUCGAGAUGAACUUCGACAUCCCGGUCACGUACCCGCAGGCACCCCCGGAGAUUGCGCUGCCGCAGCUUGAGGGGAAGACAGUGAAGAUGUACAGGGGCGGCAAGAUCUGCAUGACGACGCACUUUUUCCCCCUGUGGGCACGCAAUGUGCCGUACUUCGGCCUCAGCCACGCCCUUGCCCUCGGACUUGGGCCGUGGCUAUCGAUUGAGGUGCCGGCUAUUGUUGAAGAAGGGCGUCUGAAGCCCGCCAGUGCAGCUGCGUUGUCCACGACUGCUGAGCAUAGCAAGUGA
Messenger RNA from Leishmania braziliensis MHOM/BR/75/M2904, 525 nucleotides. RefSeq lists its product as hypothetical. Gene Ontology annotation, biological process: protein K69-linked ufmylation. Gene Ontology annotation, cellular component: cytoplasm. The transcript has a single exon. The record is from RefSeq and is a predicted model, not a curated record. Lineage: Eukaryota; Euglenozoa; Kinetoplastea; Trypanosomatida; Trypanosomatidae. The coding region runs from base 1 to 525 and encodes 174 amino acids. Gene Ontology annotation, molecular function: UFM1 conjugating enzyme activity.